Magnolia sinica is the source of this 4804-nucleotide messenger RNA. RefSeq names its product protein SUPPRESSOR OF MAX2 1-like. Lineage: Eukaryota; Viridiplantae; Streptophyta; Magnoliopsida; Magnoliales; Magnoliaceae. Gene Ontology annotation, molecular function: ATP hydrolysis activity; ATP binding. Bases 1472 to 4627 code for a protein of 1051 amino acids. The transcript is spliced from 3 exons. The record is from RefSeq and is a predicted model, not a curated record.
UUUGCCGACUUUAAUGACUUAAAAGUAGCGAAAAAGUAGAGGCUCUGCCAUCAACCGAACCCAACGUUAGAGAGAGAGAGAGAGAUAUCAGAGAUGUUUCUCUUUAUCUCUCUAACUUUCUCUCUGUAUUGGAUAUAGGAGUAUAGAGAAUGAAAAAGCAGAGUAAAAAAUAGGAGCGAAAGGAAAAGGUGAAUUCCGUGCGCUCUGCCUUUUUACAGGCAGCGGUUGCGUGUGAAAAAGCAGAUAUUUGGUUGAAGAAAGAGAAACCAACCCCCACUCGCUUUUUUCAAAUUUUUUUUAAAGAAAGAUAGUCAGGAAAGGUAGAGAGAGAGGGCACAGUCAAUCGUCGGUCAGCAGCUGAGAGAGAGAGAGAGAGGAGAAGUAGACGGGGGAAAGGAGAGCACAGAUGGCACUGUCCCAGAAAGCAAUGUCUGGAAAUCCUCACAACACCUCUCUCUCUCUCUCUCUCACACAGAGAUCCAACGAGGUAAAUAUAAGAUGAAUUGAAACAAAAUUCUCUCUUUCAAAUGCUUUCAGACAAAAACCCAAUUGCAUUUUCAUCUCUCUCUACCUAUAAAAGCAAAACCCAACUGCAAUUUCUUCUCUCUCUCCCUCUCUCUCUCUCUCUCUCUAAAGAAAAACCCUUUUGCAAUUUUCAUCUAUUGCUCUCUUGAGAACAAAACCCAAUAGAAAUUUUCAUCUAUUUCUCUAUUGAGAACAAAACCCAGUUGCAAUUUUCCUCUAUUCUCUCUCUCUCUCUAAAAAAAUGCUUUCAAAGGAAAAGGUGAAAACCCAACUUGGCUUUUUUUCAUCUACCUUCUUUCUUGCUUUGGGUUACAGAUAGUGCUGUUUUCCAUUUCGAGGUUUAUCGGUUUCCCUUUCUCACUUGGUGUAAUUUCUAUCUUUUUACCGCUUUUGUUUUUGUUGGGUAUUUGAGAAGCUGCUAUUGAAAAUUGAAAAGAAAAACAAAGGCGGUGUUCAUCGCCGGAGGCUCUCUGAGACGGUGAGAGAUGCAAUUUUCGUGAAGUAGAACAUUUUAUCUUUCCUUUUCUAUUGAAUUCUCGCCGAAAGAACUCUAGAUCUGAUUUGGGUCCUCCGCAUAUCACUUUAACGGUCUGAUUCGUUGUCUGGAGCCAGUGAAUUUUCCUUGAAAGUGAGGAUUCUUUCCGAAUCGAAACGUUCCCACAGCCGAAAAUCAGCUUCAAGCUGCCAGAAAGGGGAUUCUUGCUUGUAGGAAAAUUGCAAAGGAGGAGGAGAAAAGGAGGGAUUUGGGUCUUUCGCUAUUUGAGAUGAUGUCUUUGAAGCUCUUAUUGGAUUUGAAGGAUUUUAAGUACGGGUUGAAGCUUCAGCUGUAGAUUGGAAUCCGAAGAAACGUCGAUUGAUAAGGUUUCAAGAUCGAAAAUCGAAUUCUGAGUGAUUUCAGUUUGGGGGAUUCUUGUUUUGGAUUGAAAAGGUAUUGAAUUCGGGAGCGAUGAGAGCCGGAUUAAGCACGAUCCAGCAAACCCUAACGCCGGAGGCGGCGAGCGUCCUCAACCAUUCGAUUGCAGAGGCCGCCCGUCGGAACCACGGUCAGACCACCCCGCUCCAUGUCGCUGCCACACUCCUUGCCUCGCCGUCAGGGUACCUCCGGCAGGCCUGCAUACGGUCUCACCCAAAUUCAUCACACCCGCUCCAAUGCCGGGCGCUCGAGCUCUGCUUCAGCGUCGCCCUGGAACGGCUCCCGUCUGCCCAGAACCUCUCACCAGGCCUGGAGCCGCCAAUCUCAAACGCACUGAUGGCGGCCCUCAAGCGUGCCCAGGCCCACCAGCGACGUGGCUGCCCAGAGCAGCAGCAGCAACCUCUCUUGGCAGUGAAGGUUGAGCUCGAGCAGCUCAUCGUGUCGAUCCUUGAUGACCCGAGUGUCAGCCGGGUCAUGCGAGAGGCAAGCUUCUCGAGCCCUGCCGUCAAGGCCACCAUUGAGCAGUCAUUAAAUUCAGCUGGCACUGCGAGCUCAGGGGCAAUUGGUGGGGGGCUGGGAUUCCGCCCAGCCCCGCUGGUGAACCGGAAUCUGUAUCUGAACCCUCGGCUGCAGCAGGGGAGCCUCGAGCCAACCGGGCAGCAGAGGAAGGAGGAGGUGAAGCGAGUUAUCGAUAUUAUGUUGAGAUCAAAGAAACGGAAUCCGGUUUUGGUUGGGGAAUCAGAGCCGGAGGCGGUGAUGAGAGAGCUCCUUCAGAAGAUUGAGAAGAGGGAAAUAGGUGAAGGACUGCUUCAGAAUGUACAGGUGGUAUCUUUGGAAAAGGAAUUUGGGUCUGAUCGGUCGCAGAUCCCAGCAAAGCUGAUUGAAUUGGGGAAUUCAUUCGAGACUCGAAUCAAUAGCGGUGGCGGCGUGAUUCUUGAUUUAGGGGACUUGAAGUGGCUCGUCGAGCAGCCAGCGGGGUUUGGUGUUACGGGCACAGGCCCGCUUCAGCAGAUUGUAUCAGAGGCAGGCCGCACAGCAGUCGCAGAGAUGGGGAAGCUGCUGACAAGGUUCGGAGAGGGAGGCGGUAGUGGUGGUCGGCUAUGGCUGAUCGGGACCGCGACGUGUGAGACCUAUCUGCGGUGCCAGGUCUAUCAUCCGUCGAUGGAGAAUGAUUGGGACCUGCAGGCGGUUCCAAUUGCUGCGAGAUCGCCAGUUCCGGCACUAUUUUCGAGGCUCGGCAGCAAUGGAAUUCUAAGCAGCUCAGUCGGGUCUCUCACCCCUUUGAAGGGUUUUCCGAUGGUGGGAGCUCCUCUCCCAUCAAGACGCCCAUCUGAGAACUCAGAUCCAUCCCGAGGAAGUAGCUGUUGCCCGGCUUGUAUGGGGAACUACGAGCAAGAACUGGCCAAACUCAGCAUGGAGUUUGAGAAAUCCUCUUCGGAUGCCAAAACAGAAGCGCGGCCCACCUUGCCACAAUGGAUGCAGAUUGUAAAGCAGAACAAUGCAGAUUCCAAACUGGCCGAUCAACCGCAGACUAAGGAUCAAGAACUCGCCUGGAAGCAGAAGACUGAAGAAUUGCAGAAGAAAUGGAAUGAAACGUGCCGUCAUCUCCACCCCAGUUUCCAUUCAGUUGCUGGGUCCCUAAGGCCGGCAACGAUGGCCCAGCCGGUCCCAAGCUUAUACAAUCCCAAUCUGACCGGGCGCCAGCCUUUCCAACCCAAGUUACAGCUCACCCGUACCCUACCCACCUUGCAGAUGGGCCACAUUCCUCAAUCAAAUCCAACCAACCAUCCAGUCACCCCGCCUGGAAGCCCCGUAAGGACUGACCUUGCUCUUGGGCGGCAAAAGAUCCCCGAGAAUUCUGUAGAGAAAACCCACAAAGAGCGGAUCAAGGAUUUUGCAGGCUGCAUUCCUUCUGAAUGGCAGGACGGGUUAUCCAACCAGCAGGGUGAGAAGCAGGCCAAUGCAUUGGACGCUGACUCUUUCAAGAGGAUUUUCAAGGGCCUCACGGAGAAGGUUGGGUGGCAGCCAGAAGCUGCAUCAGAAGUGGCCAUGACGAUCAUACGGUGCAAAUCUGGCAAUGGGAAACGGCGUGGGCCAGGGGCAAAAGGCGACACAUGGUUGCUGUUCCUUGGCCCUGAUAAGGUUGGUAAGAAGAAGAUGGCAUUGGCGUUGUCGGAGCUGGUGUGUGGCACCAAUCCAAUCACCAUCCAUCUUGGGUCACGGUCAGGCGAUGACGAGGAAUCAGGUGUGAAUUUCCGUGGGAAGACAGUGCUUGAUCGGAUAGUGGAGGCAGUGCGGCGGAACCCCUUCUCAGUGGUCGUGCUCGAGGACAUGGACCGCGCUGAUAUGCUAGUCCACAGCAGCAUCAAGCGUGCGGUGGAGAAGGGACGGCUGACAGAUUCGCAUGGGCGGGAGGUCGGGCUGGGGAGUGUGAUCUUCAUCCUAACCGCCGAUUGGUGGCCAGAGAAUCUCAAGGGCCCACCAAAUUCUACCCCACACAGUGAGGAGAAGCUCAUGGCAGUGGCGAGCCACGGGUGGCAGCUGCAGAUAAUGGUCAGUGGGAAGACGGGCAAGCGCCGGGCUGAAUGGGGGUGGGACGCUGAUGAUGACAGGCCCACAAAGCCAAGGAAAGAACCCAGCUCGCCCGGACCGGGCCUGUCGAUCGACCUCAAUUUAGCAGCAGAUGUCACCACUGAUGAGGAUGGUGCUGAAGGGUCCCGCAAUUCAAGCGAUCUGACCGUUGAGCACGGGCAUGAUCGCGGCAGCGGCCCAGCGAACAGAUGGAUGUUACCGCCGCUGUCAAUGCCACCCACCGAGAUUAUUGAAUUGGUCGAUGAGAGGAUCGUUUUCAAGCCGGUCGACUUCGGCCCACUCCGGGCGAAGGUGGCCACGACGAUCGCCAACAGAUUUUCCAGCAUCGUGGGCGAUGGACGGUCGAUCCAGGUGGGGGAUGAGGUGCUGGACCGGAUCGUGGGUGGGGCAUGGUUCGGUGGGGCCGGUUUGGAUGAGUGGGUGGACCGGGUUCUGGUCCCCGGUUUCCAGCAGUUGAAGGGGCGAGUACCGUUGGGCGAUGACUGUACGGUCGUGAAGCUGGUGCCGGUGAAGGGCGGGCACGUGCCGGUUCCGGAGGCGAGGAAGGAUGGGGAUUGGCUGCCGAGUAAGAUUAAUGUCGUUGUAGAAGGGCUGUAGCCGGUAAGAAAUGCGAAGCGUAAUUUCAGGAAUUUUUGGGGGUAGAGAUGUAAAUAUGUUCACGGGGUCUGGGGUAGUUUUUUUUUCUUUAAUUUGGAUUUUCAGAUUUAUUUUAUUACUAUUGUUAUUAAUGUGGAUGAUUAAUAACUAAUAAGAUUUUCUCUCUCUCUCUCUCUC